CUGAGUCUGAAAAACAAUAUGGCGACUAAUUUGUGUGUAGUUCAUAGUUAGUACAUUUAACUGCAAGCCUUAAGAAUGGCAGAAGCCGGUGAAACUGUUUCAGUAGAACAAACGAGCUCUAGCAAUUCAACUAGAGAUAAUAAUUUAGUCGAAAUGGUGACUGCUUUAAGUGAAAAUGCUGGAGUUUCAACAUCUAAACAAGAGGUAGAUUCCUCAGAAGACUUGAAUAAAUCAUGUCAAGAUAUGUUCAAAACGAUAACUGAAUAUUUACAAGGCGAAUUAAAUGCUUCCUUGGACGAUUAUGAUUUAUUACAAAAGCUGAAUCGUUUGACGACACAGAAAUAUAUGGAAAUGGAUAAUGUCACUAAAGGUUUGAUAAAAAUGGAACAAAUUAAUGUUAAAUACGAAAAUCUGAAACCAUAUAUGGAAAUGAUUGAUAAAGUAGAUGCAAGUGUUGCAAAUUUAGAAGAAGCAGCUAUCAAACUAGACAUGUACACAAAAGAGUUAGAAGCAAGGUUCAAGAAAUUAGAAAAAGCUUCAUCAUAGGUAUGUCAAUCAAUGGAACUUGUGACGAAGUAUUUAACUAAAUUUAAUUUAUAUUGAAAAUGUUAAUGUCUUAUUGUCAUAAAUGUAAGCAGUAAAAGGCAAAGAAAGAAAAUUUUAUUGAUUUCAAAGACAUUCAACAAAUUGCAACUCAACCUUCACAUACUUAUUUGUACGAAAGAGAGAAAAUCUUUGCAUGCAAUAAGAAAAAUGUAACUUAUAUAAAAGUUUUGUGCAGGAAAAAAAUGUUCAACUUAAUAAAAUGUACAAUUUUGUAUGCUGUAGUGGUGUCAUAAGCACAUUUUGAUUGUUAUGUGCGUCAUGUGUUCCUUGAAAAUUAUAAACUUGUUUUUGCAUUA
This is a messenger RNA of Xenia sp. Carnegie-2017, 902 nucleotides long. RefSeq names its product biogenesis of lysosome-related organelles complex 1 subunit 2-like. The record is from RefSeq and is a predicted model, not a curated record. Gene Ontology annotation, biological process: endosomal transport; lysosome localization. NCBI's taxonomy places the organism in Eukaryota, Metazoa, Cnidaria, Anthozoa, Malacalcyonacea, Xeniidae. Gene Ontology annotation, molecular function: gamma-tubulin binding. Gene Ontology annotation, cellular component: BORC complex; BLOC-1 complex; gamma-tubulin complex.